CCGAAUCAUUCUGUUGGGGCAUCUCGUGGCGAACAAGCCGCAAUAAACGGGUCAGAAAACCAACCAAAACAAAAGCCAUGCGAAGUGAUUGCCUAAUUCUGGCUUUGGGCCUGCUGCUGGUGGGAUUUGUGGCUGGAAAGUCAUCGCCUGCAUCCGAUGGGGAUCGCGAUCGCGAUCAGUGGGUGUGGCACUCCUACAACCGACAGCAGCGAUCCUUUCGGGGCGGAGACAUUGGCAGGAGUCGAAGUGCUGCCAUAAGUAAUUCCUACGACAACAAGCUGAGGCGAGAGCCCACCACACGCAGACCUCUGCCUGGAGAGCCAGAGAACGAUGAGAUCGAGGACUAUGCGGAUGUGGUGGAUCCCACCAGGACAUCGCAGGACACUACUCCGAAGGUGGGCACGCGGCAGUACAAUCCGUACGGGGGACAACCGAAUGCUGGGCAAUUUGGAGGCUCAGGACUCUCCGGCGGAUAUGGCGGCAGUCCGGGCGUUCUUGUGGGCCCAGGAGGACCCACUGGAAUCAUUGGAAGGCAGCCACUGUAUCCGACGCCCUAUCAGCCCGGCUAUGGGGGAUUCAACGGCGCACAGAAUGGCAUUGGCGGAUAUCCUGGCGGAAUCUAUGGCGGAGCAUCGGGAGCAGGCCUCCAGGGCUAUCCAGGAGCCGCUGGAGCAGGCGCUGGCUAUCCUGGUGGCGCUCUCGGAGGAGGUUUUGGCGGCUAUCCCAGCAAUGGACUGGGCGUCGGGCAGUUCGCUGGCGUGGGACAGCAAUUCCCAAGCGCUGGACAAUUCUCUGGCGUUGGUCAGCAGUUCCCUGGCGCUAGCCAAUUCCCUGGCGCUGGCGGCCAAUAUCCCUUCGGCGGAUCCUAUCCAGGGGGAGACUUCAGUGGCAACCAGUUUGCAGGACAAUACCCUGGCAUUGGAGGACAGCAGUUUCCCGCGAAUCAGUUUGGCGGCGGACCGCAAUACACCGAGGGCUAUGGUCUGGCCGGAGGAGCGGGUCUGGGACAGCAGCUGGGUCUCGGCGGAGGAGGCCCCUACGGUGGGGGAAACUUUGGCUUCGAUGAAAAAUCAGCCACUCCGGUGGUGGCCGAAGGCAAGAGCGCCAAGAGCGUGUUAGCGGCGCCCAGGAACGUGAACGAUAAGCUAAGCAAGAAGGUCUAGGAUUAAGGAUGCUGGACCAGGAGAUCCCUUAGACGUACUCCCACCCCGCCCCCUCAGUUGUAUAUAGAAGCCUAAUUAACUUAUGUAUAUGUAGAUCCUAUCUAGACCUAGAAACGAAUCGAAUAAAUCUUUAGAAAGCCAGAGGCCAA
This is a messenger RNA of Drosophila obscura, 1312 nucleotides long. RefSeq names its product glycine-rich cell wall structural protein. Lineage: Eukaryota; Metazoa; Arthropoda; Insecta; Diptera; Drosophilidae. Bases 78 to 1163 code for a protein of 361 amino acids. The transcript has a single exon. The record is from RefSeq and is a predicted model, not a curated record.